Molecule: messenger RNA, 3432 nt
Organism: Pectinophora gossypiella (pink bollworm)
Lineage: Eukaryota; Metazoa; Arthropoda; Insecta; Lepidoptera; Gelechiidae
Gene: Top3beta
Product: DNA topoisomerase 3-beta-1
Exons: 14
Coding region: 96-2495 (799 amino acids)
Biological process (GO): DNA topological change
Cellular component (GO): nucleus
Molecular function (GO): DNA topoisomerase type I (single strand cut, ATP-independent) activity; DNA binding
Source: RefSeq, a predicted model, not a curated record
AUUUCAUGUGAUUUUCAUAUAUUUUAGGUUCUAAUAAUGCGUGUGCAGUUCACGAAUGGAAUGGGACGUUUAAAAAUGAACCGGUUCGGUUCAAAAUGACUUCUGUUUGUGGUCAUGUGAUGAGCUUGGAUUUUACUGGGAAAUAUAAUAAUUGGGAUAAAGUGGAUCCCGUGGAACUAUUUAACUGCCCUACGGAGAAGAAAGAGGCCAUGCCUCGACUGAGAAUACCUGCGUUCUUAGGACAAGAGGCUAGAGGCUGUGAUUAUCUGGUUCUAUGGCUUGAUUGUGACAAAGAGGGAGAGAAUAUCUGUUUUGAGGUUAUGAACUGUGUACUGCCAUAUAUGAAAGGCGAUGUGUAUUCUCCUACUGUGACAUUUCGAGCUAAGUUCUCAGCAAUCACAGACAAAGACAUUAAGGCUGCUAUGCUGAACCUUAUCAGGCCUAAUGAGAAUGAGUCUAGGAGUGUGGACGCAAGGCAGGAACUUGACUUACGUAUAGGUUGUGCCUUUACAAGGUUUCAAACUAAAUACUUCCAAGGAAGAUAUGGUGACCUUGAUGCAUCUCUAAUAUCCUACGGUCCUUGCCAGACACCUACCCUUGGCUUCUGUGUGCAACGUCACGAUGAGAUCCAGACAUUCAAACCAGAGACUUAUUGGGUCCUUAGAGUAACUGCUUCUACGUCCGAAGGCAGGGAAUUACCGUUGGAAUGGAAACGAGUCAGAUGCUUUGAAAAGGAUAUUGCGAAUAUGUUCUUAGCAGGCAUCAAGGAGAUUAAGGAGGCAGUGGUUGUGAACAUUCAAGCUAAGGAGAAAGUAAAGCCACGGCCCACAGCUUUGAACACUGUGGAGCUGAUGAGAGUAGCCAGUGCUGGGCUCGGCAUGGGGCCUCACCAUGCCAUGCAGAUAGCAGAGCGACUGUAUACUCAAGGUUACAUUUCAUACCCUCGUACCGAAACAACCAGUUAUCCAGAGAAUUACGAUUUGAUCGGCACGCUGCGCCAACAGCAGAACUCGUCCAAGUGGGGCGCGGACGUGCGCGCGCUCAUCGCCAACGGCAUCAACAAGCCGAAGAAAGGCCACGACGCUGGCGACCACCCGCCCAUCACGCCCAUGAGGCCCGCGACGGAGUCGGAGCUGGAAGGCGACAUGUGGCGUAUAUACGAUUACGUGACGCGUCACUUCAUAGCGACACUAUCCCGGGACUGCAAGUACCUGAGCACCACCAUCACCUUCCAGAUCGGCACCGAGACGUUCUACUACACCGGAAACACGCUCGCCGACGCCGGGUACACCGAGAUCAUGCAUUGGCAGGCGUUCGGUAAAGACGAGUUCGUGCCAGUCCUGAACGUGGACGACGUGUUGAAGGCGCACGACCACCGCCUGGUGGAGUGCCAGACCUCGCCGCCCGACUACCUCACUGAGUCAGAGGUGAUCACGCUAAUGGAGAAGCACGGCAUUGGUACGGACGCGUCGAUCCCUGUGCACAUCAACAACAUUUGCCAGCGCAACUACGUGACCGUGGGCAGCGGGCGGCGGCUCGUGCCCACCAACCUGGGCAUCGUGCUCGUGCACGGAUACCAGAAGAUCGACCCAGAACUAGUCCUGCCAACCAUGCGUUCAGCGGUAGAGGAGCAACUGAACCUUAUAGCAGUCGGCCGGGCAGAUUUCCACGCGGUGCUAACUCAUACUUCGGAGAUAUUCCGUCGAAAGUUCCAGUACUUCGUGCGCUCCAUAGAGGCCAUGGAUCAGCUGUUCGAAGUGAGCUUCUCGUCGCUCAAGGCGAGCGGGAAAGCGCUGUCGCGGUGCGGCAAGUGUCGUCGCUAUAUGAGGUAUAUUCAGGCCAAGCCGGCGGCGCGGCUCCACUGCUCGCACUGCGACGACACAUACGGCCUGCCGCAGCACGGCACGGUGCGCAUCUACCGCGAGCUCAAGUGCCCGCUGGACGACUUCGAGCUGCUCUCCUGGUCCUCCGGCAACAAGGGGAAGAGCUUCCCGCUCUGCCCGUACUGCUUCAACCAUCCGCCGUUCAGGGACAUGAAGAAAGGCUUCGGGUGCAACUCAUGCACGCACCCCACGUGCCCGUACGGCGUCAACUCCACCGGCGUGUCGGGAUGUGUGGAGUGCGAGGCGGGCGUGCUGGUGCUCGACCCCUCCGCGCCCAAGUGGAAGCUGGCCUGCAACAGGUGCGACGUGAUCAUAAACAUAUUCGAGGACGCGACCCGCGUGUCGGUGUGCGAGCAGCAGUGCGAGGCGUGCGGCGCGCAGCUGGUGGCCGUGGAGUACCGCGCCGAGCGCACGCGCCUGCCCGCCGCGCUCACGGAGAUGACCGCCUGCCUCUACUGCGAGCCCGCCUUCUCCGCGCUGGUGGAGAAGCACCGCGCCGUGGCGUCCCGCGCGCCCGCCCCGCGCGGCCGCGGCGGGCGCGCGCGCUCCACCAAGCACCGCGCCAAGCAGCCCAAGGACAAGAUGGCGCAGCUCGCCGCGUACUUCGUAUAAACUAUACCUUUCAUAGCAUUAUGACAUGAAAUUUUUCCUUCGGUCCAUUUAUGGGACAGACUAACUGCUGCUUAGUCAUCAGUAACUGUGACAUGAUGUCAGCUGUAGGCAAAUGGGGUCAAAUUUAGUUUUGGUUACUUUGGCCGUAGGACAGGCAAAGGAAAGUUAACCCAUACAGCCAAGUCAUAUGGUAAAAAAAUUAGGUCUAAACUAAUAGUUUUGACGGUUCUCCCACUCAUCAAGUAUCGCAUUAAUCAAUAACAACGUUAGAGGAGGCAACCGGACACAAAUCCUGGAAAUUAUGAGAUAUCAAUUAUCUAUGAUCCAAACAUAAAUUCAAACUCAUAAAUGCGUAUACAGAGCUCGAGCCGGGGUUCGAACCCGUACCACUGCGAUGUAAGUCACGUGUUCCCCGAACAGGGCUGUCACAGAUUCUACAGACUACACAAACUAUUAAUAAUUAAUCGGUUUAGUAUCUGUAAUCUGAAGAAAUAUAAUAACAAAUGAUCUGAUUCUAAUAUUUGCGUCCAUCAUCAUCAUCAAUUUAAGAGCCACGCUCUUGUCGGUGCAAAUUAUCCAUGCUACUUUUUUAGGGAAAAAUAGGGCAGUGGUUUCCCUCUUGCCUUCCGCCCCGCAGUACUCUGUCUGACGCAAGUGGGAUGGCGCCCAGAGUAGUCUAUUACAAAUCCAUACUAGGACUCCUGUCCUCCGCUUCUGAAUAGUACUGACAGUUACUGCCGCCCUCUGUCAGCAUUACGUUUUUAAUAAUUUGCAUAAUUUAUACAUUAGUUAAUCAUUAACGUUAUUUCAUGAAUUAACCGUGUCAAUACAAAGCCACCAACUAAAUAUUUAUUAUCUAAGUGUGUAUUAAAAUUGUAAGUGUAACUUUUAUAUUUAUGUGUACUGUAAGUAUUAUAAAUAAAUCUAUUUAGAACUA